UAUGCAUGCAAACCGGCGCGGGCGCGGUGCCGCUCCCCGCGCACCCCUUGUAUGAUCAGUAAUAAACGGACCGUCGACUGUACUGCUGUGUUUCCUUUACGCUCUCAAAUACCUCACUGGCGACGAAUCUACCCGCGCGUGGAAAAAAAAACAACCGUUAAUUAUGACGACUACUUGUAUUGGAAGUCUUACAGUUUUUGACCAUAAUUCUCAAGAGUGGAAGAUAUUUCAUGGAAGGUUGCAGCAGUAUAUUCUUUUAAAUUCAGUUGAGGAUGCCAAGAAGGCACCGUUGUUACUCACUCAUCUGUCGGAUGAGACCUACCGUCUGGCUACAGAUCUCGUGCAUCCUAAGAAAGUAGAGGAGGUUGCGUAUGACGCUUUAGUCGCAGUGCUGAACAAGCAUUUCUCGCCGAAAAGAUGUACCUUCGCCGACAGGGAGAAGUUUUUCGAGGCGAGAAGGACAACGGGAGAAAGUGUCGAGGGAUGGGCGGCGCGAGUUCGCGGACUCGCCGUGCACUGCGAGUUCGGCAGUGCAUUGGACAAGCUUUUAGUGGAUCGUUUUGUGCUAGGCAUGAACGUAGGCCGCGAACGUGAUCGCUUAUUCGAGCAGGACGCUACUUCGCUUUCGUUUGCGAAGGCUUUGGAGGUAGCACAGCAGGCGGCGAGUGCGCGCCAUGCCCGGGCGACGGCCACGGAGUCAACGGCGGCGGCGCUCGUGAAGGAGGAACCGGUGUACCGGGUGAGCGGGACGAAACCCGCCACCGACCGCGGACGAGAGGUUCGCAAGUGCACCGUGUGCGGCAUGAAAAAUCAUGAUGCGGAGCAGUGUAAAUAUAAGGGUUACAAGUGUCAAAAGUGCGGUUUAGUGGGCCAUUUGAAAAAAGUGUGUAAGGGCAAGUUGUCACGAAUUAAUAAUAUAGUGCAGCAAAAUAGUGAUACUUCGGAUGAGGCAUCGUGCUGCGUGGAGUGCCAAAACUAUAGAUUGAGGUUUCAAGAUUAGUGUGGGAGAAAUGUAGUAUAUGCAUGCAAACCGGCGCGGGCGCGGUGCCGCUCCCCGCGCACCUCUUGUAUGAUCAGUAAUAAACGGACCGUCGACUG
Molecule: messenger RNA, 1098 nt
Organism: Cydia amplana
Lineage: Eukaryota; Metazoa; Arthropoda; Insecta; Lepidoptera; Tortricidae
Exons: 2
Coding region: 164-1000 (278 amino acids)
Molecular function (GO): zinc ion binding; nucleic acid binding
Source: RefSeq, a predicted model, not a curated record